AUGCCACCGAGAUUUAUUCGCGAGCUCAUCCCGCCUCGCGAGACUCGUACCCCUCUUGGCGCUGUAGUUGUUGCACUCAAAAGUCUCACCUGGGUGCAGUGGGCUCAGUUCUUGUCUGGCUGGUUUGCUUGGGUGUGCGACGCUACUGACUAUGUCGCAGUAACGCUUACGGUACCGCUCUUGUCUACACAAUUUGGAAAGUCGACGAGUGCGAUCACGACCGCCAUAACGUUGACGCUGUUAUUCCGAUCAGUCGGUGCCGUGAUAUUCGGCAUGAUAUCUGACCGGUUUGGGCGCAAAUGGCCUUUGGUUGUUAAUCUCAUUCUGUGCUGUCUGCUUGAACUAGGAACUGGCUUUGUCGAAACCUUUGCACAAUUCCUCGCCCUUCGUGCCCUAUUCGGCAUUACUAUGGGUGGAAUAUGGGGACUUUCGUCAUCCUCAGCUCUUGAGAACUUGCCUGUUGAGCUUCGUGGGCUUGCAAGUGGGAUUUUUCAGCAAGGCUAUAUGGUCGGAUACAUCUUUGCUGCUGUUAUCAACCUGACCUUGGUGGCCCAACAUGGAUGGCGGUUGCUUUUCUGGACUGCAGCAGGCCUCACUUGUCUCGCUGCAGUCAUCCGCGCUCUUGUUCCUGAGAGCCCGUUCUUCUUGCAAGGUAAGGAACAAGAGAAUGCGAAAGGGACCAAUACCUCGCAGAGUUUCCUCAAGAAAACAAAGGAGAUGCUUAGGCUUCACUGGCUCUUAUGCAUUUAUGGAGAUCUAUAUCCCACGUACCUCCAGGUCACCAAGGGCUUUACUGCUCACAAUGCCACUGUCGCAACCAUUAUUAGCAAUUGCGGAGCUAUCAUCGGUGGUGCUAUUGGUGGAUGGACGAGCCAGUACAUUGGACGUCGCCUGACAAUCGUAUUGUCUGUGCUUCUCGUCGGAGUGUUCAUUCCAUUAUGGGUUCUGCCCUCGACAUUCUCUGCCCUCUCUGCUGGAGCAUUCUGUGUUCAAGUUGGUGUUCAGGGUGCUUGGGGUGUCAUUCCAAUCCAACUGGCCGAGAUGUCACCACCAGCAUUCAGGGCGACCUUCCCUGGUGUCGUUUACCAGCUCGGCAAUAUGAUUUCGGCAGCAUCAGCACAGAUCGAAGCCACUGGUGGUGACAACUUGAAAACAACGAUAAUGAAAGAUGGAGUCCUUACAGUGGUACCAGACUAUGCAACGGUGCAAGCCAUCUUCAUUGGUUCCGUUGCUGUAUACGUGAUCUUCAUCACACUCAUUGGCCCCGAAAAACACGGUUCUCGUUUCGAGGACACUGCUGACGCUGGCGGGGACGAGGCUGCAGAUAACAAAUCACAGAUGUCAUGUCAUGAAGUAGACGAGAAGAGUAGCGCUUAG
Messenger RNA from Suillus bovinus, 1377 nucleotides. Its product is annotated as carboxylic acid transporter protein. Bases 1 to 1377 code for a protein of 458 amino acids. Gene Ontology annotation, cellular component: plasma membrane. The record is from RefSeq and is a predicted model, not a curated record. Gene Ontology annotation, biological process: plasma membrane lactate transport. NCBI's taxonomy places the organism in Eukaryota, Fungi, Basidiomycota, Agaricomycetes, Boletales, Suillaceae. The transcript is spliced from 14 exons. Gene Ontology annotation, molecular function: secondary active monocarboxylate transmembrane transporter activity.